This is a messenger RNA of Vicia villosa (hairy vetch), 921 nucleotides long. RefSeq lists its product as uncharacterized. The record is from RefSeq and is a predicted model, not a curated record. The transcript has a single exon. Bases 1 to 921 code for a protein of 306 amino acids. NCBI's taxonomy places the organism in Eukaryota, Viridiplantae, Streptophyta, Magnoliopsida, Fabales, Fabaceae.
AUGAGGAGGUUUUUGGUUCCUAGAACAAGUAUUGAGAAAGUGAAUGUUAAGCAACCGGAAGACGAAGUAGAAGAAACACCCCUUAAUGUGGUCAAUGAGUUUAAUCCAAAUGAGAUUGUGCGUGAUCCAGGAUGUAAGAAACAAAUUCAUGAGUAUGCUCUGAAUAUUCAAGACCAAGUGAGGAGGGCAUAUAUAUUGAAGGGUCCAACGCAACCAGAUUUAGCAAGAUUUCCUCGUACUCAAUUUGGGAAGUCUUCAAGAGCAUUUUGUAAAUCAUGGUUUAAGAAUUAUACAUGGAUUGAAUACAGUGAGUCGAAGGAUGCAAAUUAUUGUUUCUAUUGCUUUCUCUUUAAGCCGCCCGGGAGGGCCGAACACUUUGGUUAUGAAGUCUUCAACAAAGACAGAUUUAAAGAUUGGAAGCAUGCAUCUAAAGGCUUUAAAGAUCACAUUGGAAGUCAUAAUUGUAAGCACAACUCAUGUAUGAAGCACUAUGACGAUUAUAUUAAUCAAAGACAAAGUGUGACAAGUAUCUUUGCUAGAGCAAUUAGGGAAUCAAAAGAAUUGUAUAAGAUUCGUUUGACUUGUUCUUUAGAUUGUACUAGAUAUCUCAUAGCACAAGGCAUUGCUUUCUGUGGCCAUGAUGAAAGCUCCACUUCUCUAAACAAGGGAAAUUUUAGAGAGAUGGUGGAUUGGGUAAAAUCUAAUGAUGAAAAAGUGAGAGAUGCUUUUGAUCGUGGUCCAAAACAUUGCACAAUGACUUCCGUUGACAUUCAAAAGGAGCUUGCAACGUGUUGUGCACAUGAAGUUACCAAAGUGAUUAUGGAAGAUCUUGGUGAUAGACAAUUCUCUGUGCUUAUUGAUGAGUCACGUGAUAUAUCUGUCAAAGAACAAAUGGCGGUGAUGUUGAGGUUAGUACAAUGA